GAUCUUUUCUGAAUACAGGUGUUUACUCUGCUUCAAAAGCCGAUGCCUUGACUGAGCUUGCGCUGUACUUGGAAACGGUAUAAAUAGCUCAAACUGUGGAUAUUUUUCAAUCAUUUCAAGACUGAGAGAGAAGUGAUCAAGGAUAACUCAGAUGACUGCCUUUGCCAAUUUUGUGUUGGUUUCGUUGUGUCUGGCAGCUUUAAUACAGCAAGCUGAAUCCGUCUGCUGCGGCGCGAAAUUUAAAUAUUUGGGGGGGAAUAUCUGCGCAGACUGCACAAAGUCAACCCCUUACUGUUCGUAUGGAAAAUGUAACAUAUUUGGCUGCGCAUGCGCAAGUUCAUGUAGAGAGGACUGCGGCAGCGAGAUCACAGAUGUGAAGAAGAGUGGAUGGUUCGCAACGCUUAAAUAUACCGUUACCUGUCAUUGCAAGAACGGGAAAAGGGCCGCCAAUGAUGUCGUGUUUGACGACAUGGACGCCAAUGAUGACGGCAAGAUUGACCACCAGGAGUUCAAUCCUGAUCUGCAAUAGCUCUGAAGUACACCAGGAUGAAAAGCGCAGCACUGUUUCCAUCCUUAUUUGACAUUUGGAAAAUCAUUGGGAAUCGAUCUUUCUUAAGAAAUUGACUUUCGAAAUUCAAAAUUAGGAUUUGAAAUUAUGUGAGACAUUAGUGCUGUUUAUAUGAAAUUCAGAUACCAGAAUGCUGUUUAUAUGAAAUUCAGAUACCAGAAUGCUGUUUAUAUGAAAUUCAGAUAGCAUCGCAACCG
Molecule: messenger RNA, 765 nt
Organism: Lingula anatina
Lineage: Eukaryota; Metazoa; Brachiopoda; Lingulata; Lingulida; Lingulidae
Molecular function (GO): calcium ion binding
Source: RefSeq, a predicted model, not a curated record